Pyrenophora tritici-repentis Pt-1C-BFP is the source of this 2946-nucleotide messenger RNA. RefSeq lists its product as uncharacterized. The record is from RefSeq and is a predicted model, not a curated record. Gene Ontology annotation, cellular component: nucleosome. NCBI's taxonomy places the organism in Eukaryota, Fungi, Ascomycota, Dothideomycetes, Pleosporales, Pleosporaceae. Gene Ontology annotation, molecular function: structural constituent of chromatin; DNA binding.
AUGGCAUCUGCAUCAGGUAGCGUGUUCGGUGAGACGCUUCAUACAAUCACCACCACCAAACUUGAGGAGCUCGCAAAGCAACGCGUUGCCUUUGAAGAAGAGUACUCUGCGCUACUCGACUCCAUAAAAGCAGAACCAGAUCCACUCAAGCGUGUAGGCCUCUUACUUGAUGGCUCGAAAAUAUGUCUUGGCAUUCGGACGGACAAUAAGGGAACCAAAGAUGGCCGGACCAGCCGUGUAAUUAUCAACCGAUCCCGCAAUAUUCGCCUUGAGACCGAUAUUAGGAACCUUGAUCGUUUCAUUGAGCAAGCUCGCUUCGACCCCUCCGUCUCAUUAAAAGUCAUCGCGGACUGGGAAAAGACGCUGCUCCAAUAUCUUUCAGUUCAGUCUACGAAGUUUCAGUACGCGGACCUCUAUGGCAAGCUCGUCACCGAAUGGCUUUCUUCCGAUAAGACCACGGGUGGGGAUGCUGAUGUUGAAAUGACGGGGAGUUUUGAGGAAAUACCCGGUGCAAAGAAGCUUGCUUCACGUGUCGAGUGGGAGAAGGAUGUCUUCCAGGCGGCUGGUGUAGAUGAGCAAGAACUACAUUCGUACCUCCAAGAGCUAUUUGUAGUAAACAAGAAAGCGGGAACAGCAGCAAUCCGUGACCUACGUCAGAAAGUGGUCGAGUUUGAGAACAAUUUCAACGACUCAGCGCAGUUUAACCAGUUUACUCUGCGCGAAGCAAUCCAAGGGCUCCAAAACUCUGAUCUUCUCUCGAAUGAGAAGCGAGAGACUUUGAGAGACUUUCUUAGUAAUGAUGUGAUCCUGCUGGAACUCUGCGACAUCCUCAACAUACGAAUGACAGCUCUCGGCCGCUGGACUUGGGGUGCUGAAGUUCUACUAGAAGAACGAAGGAAGAUCAACGGAGAGUUCUCCAUCCAUUUUGAUUCCGAUCUUCUCCAGGCAAUCUUCUUGCAUCACAUUGGCGUAAAGUGGUCUGUAUUCUUCAAAUCAGCAUUCUCAGCCAUGCAUAAACACGAGGCUUGGACACGGAACGCCACUGAGAUUCCAAAAACCGACCGCAUCCGGCGCUCGUAUUUCUUGGGCGACCAAGGUACCAAGGUCGCCGCGAGUCUCGAACAGAGGCGCAAAAGUAGGCAUCAUGCCCGAUACUUCGCACACCAAUUGUUGGACUUUGAAACCCAGCAAAUCGAGACAGAAGAAGGUGAAGAAGAAGCCGAGUAUGGUGAUUAUGUCGUCAAGAAGCGUAGGAUGGCAGGUCAAGCCCCAGCCAUUGCUAUGGUAUCUUCGAUGCCAGGGCGCCCCAAGCAGACUGCAAGAAAAUCUACUGGUGGCAAAGCACCCAGGAAACAACUUGCCUCUAGGGCCAUGAGAUACAGCGCGCAAGAGGAUCUGCAUCUGCAUGAGGAUAUAGGGACGGAUGAAGACGAAGAAGAUGAGGAUGAUGAAGAUGAAGAGUACGAUUAUGAAGACGACAUGUACCGCCAUGAAUCGAAAAAACCAAUGGAAGCGAAGCAAAGCCUACUUCACCUUUUAUCCACCGAAGUUAUCGUCAACACACGGCUGCAUGGGGAACUUACUUGUUUCCGUACGAUUUUCGACUCCUGGAACUCUCUUCUGCCCCAUGAGACGAUUUUGACGGUCCUCAGCUUUCUUGGUAUCUCGGACAGGUGGACAAAGUUCUUUGCGCGUUACCUCCAUGCACCGUUGAAGUUUGCAGAUGACCCAUCUUCUGAGCCGCGUUUGCGCCGUCGAGGCAUGCCUGGCUCCCACACACUAAGUGAUACGUUGGGCGAGACCGUACUUUUCUGCCUGGACUUUGCUGUAAAUCAGGCUACUCAUGGAGUGGAUCUUUACCGCAUUGGUGAUGAUGUCUGGUUUUGGAACAAGGACUACGAUACCUGCACAAACGCCUGGGCCAGCGUUCUCAACUUCACGGAAAUUAUGGGGGUUAAGUUGGAUGAGAAGAAGACCGGCAGCAUGCGUAUCUCGCACAUUGAUGAGAAGACCAUCGAUGACCGCCUACCAGAAGGCGAGAUUCGUUGGGGUUUCUUGCAGCUCGACCCGAAGAGCGGUAGGUUCGAGAUUGACCAAAAGAUGGUCGACGGCCAUGUAGAAGAGCUGCGCACACAGCUACAGGGCAAAUCCAAGAGUGUGAUCGACUACAUCCAAGCCUGGAAUUCAUAUGCUGCGACUUUCUUCAGCUCUAAUUUCGGCAAGGCCGCCAACUGUUUCGGCCGUGAACAUGUGGACAAAAUGCUCGCUACCCAUCGUCACAUCCAGGACAGCAUCUUUCCCAAAAGCAGCAUUGUACAACACCUCAAGGACAUGAUCGAACAGCGCUUCUCCGUGAAGGGUGUUCCUGAUGGGUUUCUCUUCUUUCCAGUUGAGCUCGGCGGUCUGGAACUCAAGUCUCCGUUUGUGGGCCUUCUACAAACCCGGGAAUCGGUGGAAGAGGAUCCCUUCCAACUCAUUGACAGAUACAAAGAAGAUGAACGCGAUGACUACAAUGCUGCCAAGCGCAUAUUCGACAGGGGUACACGCGCUAACAAACAUCGCAUUGAAGAUACGAACUGGAAGCCUAGCGAUUCUGAGGCUUUCUUCUCCUUUGAGGAGUUCACCAAAUACCGCGAAGCAUUUGCUAGCGUAGGCAAGGCAAACCUGGUGAGCACAUACAAGGAGUUGCUGAAGCUUCCCCGAGAGAAGCCUAUCGAUGCAAGCGCGGAUGUCCAGUUUGCGUUGGCUCGACUGUCCGGCAACACCAACUUGCGGGGCAUUCUUACGCACUGGGGUUCCAUGGAGGCUUACUGGAAAUGGAUUGCUCAGAUGUAUGGCCCCGAGAUGAUCAACAUGUUUGGUGGUCUCAACGCUGUCGACUUUGGAUUGCUUCCUAUCGGCAUGGUCUCCAUGUUCAGACAGAGGCGUACUAAGUGGCAAGGUUGA